CGUUCACUCUUCUCGUCUUUGCUCCUCUCGCUCGCGCGCUCCCCGUCGCUUUUCCUUCUCUCUCUCUCUCUCUCUCUCUCUCUCUCUCUCUUUCUCCCGUUUCAUUGCUGGACAGGAGAGUCACAGUGAUCCUCGUGGGCCUCACGCGGGCCUCACGUCCAAGAGGGUGCAGGUGUGUCGCUCGAAAGUCCCCUCGCCCCGCGGCCGCUUACCGCUCUAUGCUAUUCCCGCAAGCAGCAGCCAACCUGGCCCAGCGGAGCUGCGCGCCGCUUGUUGGGCUGUGGGAACGCUUCGGCCCGCGAGCUUCCCACGAUACGCUCCUCCGGCUGGUAGCUGCUGUUACUGCUGCUGCUGCUGCUGCUGCUGCUGGUGCCCCCGCUGCUUGUGUUCGUUCCCCCUCCGGCUCGCUCUCUCCGUCGCUCGCUCGGCCUCGCGCAUCGCAGCCUCUCGCUUCCGUGCAGCCGGUUAUGUGUGCGUGCGCGUGUGUGCGAGCACGUCCCGUCGGGGCCGUUUUCGAGGGGGAUCGCUCGAGCUCACGGCUCUGCACACACGUUGCGGUGUGACUGUGACGAGUAUAGAAACUCUGCUAGAAGUGGGGAGCCGGCCGAGGCGUAUAAAUACGGGUAUAAGGCCCCCUCCAGAACUCGGAUCAGCAACAGAUCAGCUCGGCACUCCGAGGAACGAACAUUUGACUUGAGAGAGCUCGAGGGUAUCUCGCACCUUGUGAAUUGUCUAAAGAUUCAAUCAAAGUGAUACAGACGAGAUUUGUUUUGUUGUUCUUCAACUAUUUUUAUCAAGUUUCAAUACACGCCUGACAUCCGCGUCGUAUUGAAUACUCAACUGCCACGGAAAACAAGUGUUUUGUUUUAUCAGUGCGUGGUUAACCAAGUGAUUCGUUAUCUUCGCAAACGCGCAACGAACGUCCGGAGAUCGUCGACCAAUAUGGCACCACACACUACCUACACGUCGGUCAGCGGAGGCAUGGAGUACGAGGAACCCGUGUCGAGAACCUAUCAAUACAGAAAAGUGAUGAAACCGAUGCUCGAGAGAAAAAGGCGAGCUCGCAUCAACCGUUGUCUCGACGAGCUGAAAGACCUCAUGGUUACCGCUCUUCAGGCCGAAGGGGAAAACGUCGCUAAAUUGGAGAAAGCCGACAUCCUCGAGCUGACCGUACGUCAUCUUCAUACUCUGAGAGCAGCGCGACGGCUCACCCUGACACCGGAGAACAGUUACGCGGACAGAUUUCGCGACGGUUUCACUCAGUGCGCGCAGGAAGUCUCAACCUUUUUAUCGACCCCGGUAGCCUCGGCCGUUCAUCCGGCAGCGGGUGCAUCGCUCAUGCGUCAUCUCGGCGGUUGUCUCCGACGUCUCGAGGGACCAGCCACUCCUCAACAAGUCACCGGUCCGACCAGCCCCCUCGCCGGUACUCCAAAAGUCACGGAAAACCUCCCGCAAAACGUCUACACACCGCCCCAAAGCCCCAUGAGCGUUGCCAGCUCAUCCGGCGACUCCACCGAAUCGUCAGCAGCCGUUUGGCGUCCAUGGUGAACCACCAACUACAACCAUUCCAAAACGACUGGGAUACGUCGAUCAUACGGAUGGAAAUAAUGCAACGGACAACCUCCGAGCAACAUGCGAACGGGUUACGCGAUACGCGAACCGCUCCUCCCAACUCGCUCUCCUUCGCUUACGCGAACCAGAAUUUAACCACCGCUGUGAAAGCAGGGCUCGAGCUAAGAAUACGACGAGAGAACAAGAUUUUUUAACGAUAACGACAAAUCAAUGUCUUCCAAUAAUGUUUAUCGUAUCUUGAACGCAUUUGCGGUUCAACAAUUAUUUACUUUCAUAUACACUUUCAUUUACACACGAAAAAUAUAACGUUAUGACACACACACAUACACACACAUACACGCAUAAUGCGAUUAUUGAUAGAGUAUAUAAAGCAAAAACGUGUAGGUGAUCAAGCUUUAAUUGAUGUCUGUGAUAAGGGUUGUUUGUUUUGUACCUGAGAUUACUGUUUUCUCAUAAAGUAAUAAUAUUAUUAUUACAUCAUGAUAGGAUAUUUUCUUGUUAUGUUUAAGAUAUGACUUUUUUAUAAUCCCGUUACCAUUAUUGAAUUCAACGCACAAUGGGAACGGGCUAUCGCACGUUUUUAUCAUUGAAUAAAAAGCAAAUUGUUUCAAACAUAA
Venturia canescens is the source of this 2189-nucleotide messenger RNA. Its product is annotated as enhancer of split mbeta protein-like. The coding region runs from base 943 to 1548 and encodes 201 amino acids. Gene Ontology annotation, molecular function: RNA polymerase II cis-regulatory region sequence-specific DNA binding; DNA-binding transcription factor activity, RNA polymerase II-specific; protein dimerization activity. The record is from RefSeq and is a predicted model, not a curated record. The transcript has a single exon. Gene Ontology annotation, cellular component: nucleus. Gene Ontology annotation, biological process: anterior/posterior pattern specification; regulation of neurogenesis; regulation of transcription by RNA polymerase II. Lineage: Eukaryota; Metazoa; Arthropoda; Insecta; Hymenoptera; Ichneumonidae.